AUGGCAGCCCUUGAGACUCUCGCCACAGCUCGAACCCAAGUCUUCACCGAACUGCGAGAAGACCUCGAGCAGAGGGGCAACUCCUCAGCAAACAUAUCUCGCAUUCUCAAUUGUCUCACGGUAUCCACUGAAGGCAGCAAGGCCAACCAUGGCCUCACCCUUAUCAAAGCCGGCUAUAAGCUUCUCCAGCGACCUCCAACGCCCCAAGAGCACGCACACCUCAGCAUCCUCGGCUGA
This is a messenger RNA of Aspergillus puulaauensis, 237 nucleotides long. RefSeq lists its product as uncharacterized. NCBI's taxonomy places the organism in Eukaryota, Fungi, Ascomycota, Eurotiomycetes, Eurotiales, Aspergillaceae. The coding region runs from base 1 to 237 and encodes 78 amino acids. The record is from RefSeq and is a predicted model, not a curated record. The transcript has 2 exons.